AAAUCGAAUUUUCUUUUUGGCAUACAGAAAUAAGCCCCCCUUAAAGCUAAAGCGCAGUGAUAGUGGGGGUGGCCGUCGUUCGAAGAAGAGAAAGCACUCUCAGUUCGUGGAUUCCUGCGUAGAAUUAGAAGCCAGAAAGAAGUAUCAAGAGCUAUUCACAACCAUGACUGACUAUGCUCAGGAGCAGGAGAUGGAAAUCGAGGCAUUGGAAGCAAUACUUAUGGAUGAUUUCAAAGAAAUUCACUCUGGUGAGAGUGGUUUGGCUACUUCCAAUCGGUGCUUCCAAAUAACACUAUCCCCACAGGAAGAUGAAGCAGAUGAAUCGUCCACUCCAGUUCAGCUGGCUUUGAUUUUCUCGCACACAGAAAAGUAUCCAGAUGAACCUCCACUUUUAAAUGUGAAAAGUUUACGAGGAAUACAAACAGAAGAUCUUAGAAUUCUGAAAGAAAAGCUUCAACAAGAGGCGUCUGAAAUUCUUGGUAUGGCUAUGGUUUACACGCUAGUUACAUCAGCUCAAGAGUGGCUUUCUGAACGAUUUGGUCAAGAUACAAGUAUUGAGGAUGCGGAAGCAGAAGUGGCAGCAACCAUAGAUAUAGUCAUUCCACAUGGAGAACCAGUUACUAUUGAUACUUUUAUGGUGUGGAGAGAAAGGUUUGAAGCAGAGUUGGCACUAGAACGAGCCAAGCUAAUGCCCGAGUCUGCACUUACAGCACCUAAGGAAAAGAAGCUCACAGGAAGACAGUGGUUUGAAAGUGGAAGAGCUGCUGCAAAAGGUGCAGUUCCAGUUACUGAAGGAUCUGAUGAGGAAAAUGAGGAAGAUAUCGAUGUUGAUGAUGAUGAUUUUGAAGAUGAUGAAGAAGAUAUGCUGGAGCACUACCUGGCAGAGAAAACUGACUCAUCCUCUCAUUCUUAAAGGAGAGCUUAAAGAGCAUAUGGAGCAGUAUUUGGCAUGGAUCAAUUUCUGUUAUGUUUUUUGUCAUUUGAAUUUUUGCAUUGUUUAUGUCAUGAGGGAGAAGUAGGAAAAAUAGUUUUAGCCAUUAUGAUGAUCUUUAGUAAAGUAGUGCGAAGGAGUGAAUUUAAAGAAAUAGUUUUUGUAAUUGUAAAACAUUGUACUCCAUAAAUGAAGCCCCAAAAUGGGCAAUGAUAUAUAUAUCCAUGGACAUAUCUAUGCUGCCAUGCACUUCUUUCUGAA
This is a messenger RNA of Corylus avellana, 1192 nucleotides long. RefSeq names its product Ubiquitin-conjugating enzyme family protein. The record is from RefSeq and is a predicted model, not a curated record. Gene Ontology annotation, molecular function: protein binding. NCBI's taxonomy places the organism in Eukaryota, Viridiplantae, Streptophyta, Magnoliopsida, Fagales, Betulaceae.